AUGGAUGGUGGUGACGUUAUUGGCCAUGGAGUAAUGCAAGUUAACUUUGAAGCACACGAUGGGAUUUUUCAUGAGAAUGGUCGUGUUAACGAUGACGGUGAACUGGAUUUUGUUAGUGAUGGAUGCUUGAAUAAUGUUGAAUAUGACAACAGAGUUGUUGAUGAAGAUUCUGAGUUUGAAGAAGUUGAAUACUGUGAUGAAGAUGCGGAAGAAGAUAAUGAAUUUUACGGAUGUGAAUACGAUGAUGAAGAUGGAGAUGAUGAUGGCGAAUUAGAUGGCGAUGAUUAUGAUGACGAGAUAGGUUCCGGUUAUGUUAGUGGACACGAAUAUUGGAAUACAGAUUCAAACGGCGAUGGAAUUUCUGGGGAAGGAUCGGAAUGGGGUUCGGACAGAUUGAAUGAAUCGAUAUCUUCAGAUCAAAUUCCAAACGAAUCAUUUGUUGUUGACGAGUUUGACGACAUUGCAAAUAUGGACAUGUUUAACUUGCAAUGUGAUGAUGUUUCGAAGCUGCAAUUUGGAAGUCUGGAAAUAGCUUACACAUGGUACUGUUGGUUUGCAAAGAUGAACAGUUUUGCAGUCCGUAAAGGUCAAGUUAUUAAAAAAAAGAGUGGAGAUGUUACUCAACAAACAUUUCUUUGUAACCUUGCAGGAUUUAGGCAAAACAAAGUAGAUAAUCGCAAACGUGGUCCGAGGCACGAAACCCGGUGUGGAUGUGAAGCAAAAUUUCGGGUUCAUAUUGAUAUAAUUUCACACCGUUGGUAUGUCACAGUUUUUACCUUUGAGCACAAUCAUGCAAUGUUAAAGGAGAAGCACUGCAGGUUGUUGGCAGGUAAUAGGAAGCUUAGUAAGUCAGAUAAGAUGCAAAUUAAGAAUUUUGGGAAUGCCGGAAUCAAAGUAACUCAAAUGAUUGGUUCAUUCGCUAAUGCUGCCGGGGGGUAUGAUAAGGUAGGAUUUUUGAAGAAGGAUGUACAUAAUCAAAUUGCAAGACAAAGGAAAGAGAUGUCUUCUGAUGCUAAAGGUGCUGUCAGGUAUCUUAUUGAUCUUCGUGUUAAAGAUCCAUUGAUGCUUGUUGCACACAUGGUGGGUGCGGAUGGAACGUUGCAAAACCUAUUUUGGAGCGACGGUGAGAGUCAAAAGAAUUAUGAACUGUUUGGUGAUGUGCUUGCUUUUCAUGCUACAUACAAGAAGAAUAAGUACAGGUGCCCAUUUGUUGUUUUUUCUGGUGUUAAUCACCAUAACCAGACGAUUAUAUUUGCUACUGCCAUAGUUUCAAAUAAGGUUGAAGGGACAUAUGUUUGGUUGCUGGAGCAGUUUUUGGUUGCAAUGAAAGGUAAGACACCUUUAUCUGUAAUAACGGACGGUGAUGUUGCUAUGAGAAAUGCAAUCAGGAAAGUCUUUCCCAACAGUUACCACAGGUUAUGUGCAUGGCAUCUCCUACGAAAUGCAAUUUCCAACAUUAGUAAUCCCGAUUUCAUCCCUGUUUUCAAAAAAUUAAUGCUUGGUGAUCACGAUGUUUGGAAAUUUGAGAGUCUGUGGAAUGAAAUGUUAGAUAGGUUUGGGUUAGAAGAUAAUAAUUGGAUCAAUGAAUUGUACCAAAAAAGGAAGAUGUGGGCAACAGCUCAUAUUAGGGGAAAUUUCUUUGCAGGAAUAAGAACGACAUCGCGGUGCGAAGCAUUUCAUAGUCAUAUGGGACAGUUUGUACACUCGAAGAUGAAUAUGACUUAUUUUGUUAAGCAGUUCCAUAGGUGUGUGGCAUAUUUUCGAUUUAGAGAGGUUCAAGCUGAUUUUGAAUCCCAAUAUGGACAGGCAGUGUUGCAUACCAAUCUUAGGGCGCUUGAGAGGUCAGCAUCAAAGCACUGGACAAAAGAGAUAUUUGAAAUGGUACGAUCUGUUAUGAAAAAGGUAACCUUAACAUCUGUAUUAGAUAUUCAAGAUAUGGCAUCAGUUACCAUUUAUGCAGUGACAAAAUACAGAGACGAAGGGCAUGGAUGGCGUGUUUCCCACUGUCCAUCUGUCAUACCCUAA
Molecule: messenger RNA, 2025 nt
Organism: Vicia villosa (hairy vetch)
Lineage: Eukaryota; Viridiplantae; Streptophyta; Magnoliopsida; Fabales; Fabaceae
Product: protein FAR1-RELATED SEQUENCE 5-like
Exons: 2
Coding region: 1-2025 (674 amino acids)
Source: RefSeq, a predicted model, not a curated record